This is a messenger RNA of Cylindrotheca closterium, 1380 nucleotides long. Lineage: Eukaryota; Bacillariophyta; Bacillariophyceae; Bacillariales; Bacillariaceae. The record is from the annotation of a GenBank genome assembly.
AUGGUGCGUCUCCUUGAUGAACUAGAUGCAAUAUUGCUCACAGCGGGAGAUAAUGGUCCGAAUCGGCCCGAGUUUGAUGUCCCAGAAGAAUAUUCCCAUUUGGAAUCUCCAAGUGAUGUGCUUCAGCUCGUGGACACCCCAGGAAAAGGAAAGGGAUGGACUGCCAAGACACCUCUAGUAGCUGGGACAGUAGUCAUGGUAUCGAAACCAAUUGCAUGGACCAUGGAUUUGGAAGCAUAUAAUGAUGAGGAUGAAAUGGAGGACGAAGAAGAAGACGAAGGCGAUGAGGGGGUGGAUGGUUCCAAAUCGAAUGACCAUGUCGUUCUACGAGUUUUGCAGCGUAUCAAGGAGAAUCCCAGCAUCUGGUUUGAACAGGUAUCUGCACUUUACCCAAGGGACAACAUUGGAACUUUGCCAACAUGGAAUUGCAAGGACGACAAUAUUCUAUCACAAUUUGGAUCCCUCUUGCGACAGAUUGAAGGUAUCCCACAGCUUCAGGGCAAAUCCGAUGAAAUCCGGCAACGGCUACCAUUGAUUAUUCGGUAUAACGUCUUGUCGAUUGAAACUUGUUCCGAGCUCUUGAGUUAUCCUGGUCCUACUGGUCAUUCGUUGUUAGGAGGCGUUGGCUUGUUUCAUCUCCCGUCAUUCUUCAAUCACAGUCCGAGGCCAAAUGUUUCCAGAUAUGCUGUGGGAAAUAUCAUGUGGUUUGUAUGCAACCAAGAUAUUCCACAAGGACAAGAAGUCUGUAUAAGUUAUGUGGAGCAUGAUGUGUUAUGUGAGAAUGCAAAAAGGCGGAAUGCCAUGCUGAGGAUGGAUUUCCAAGAACCCGAAGACGGUUCUGGUAGUACUGAUCAUGAUGGUCCCCCGUUCCCAGUUGUGGAUAGUGAUGUACAAAUGGAACUGAUGGAGAUGGAUCCCUUUCAGAGAAUGGAUGCCAUUGAUGAGCUUAUGAAACAGGCGACGGGAGAAGCACUGCCUGAAGGAGAAAGAUCAGAAGAGGAUGGAAUGGAUGCAGGCGGUAGCGCUUGGUUCCAGUGCGACAUUCAGAAUCUUCGCAUUCUGAAGGCCAUUACGCUGGAAAGCCUUGGUCAGUCCACACGGGCCCUCGGACUCUGGGAAGAGUGCAUCCAGUUUUCAGAAACAAAUAUGCCGCCCAAUGAUGAGAGUUCCAUAGUGGUUCGAGUACAAGCGGCACUGUGCUCAUGGGAUGUCAAAGACAAGGAUCGUGCGAGAAAACAUGCUGCCAUAGCCUUGAACACUCACAAUUUGAUGUUUGGAGGUGGAGUCAAUAGAUUCCGACGACGCUAUAUGAAAGAGUUUUGUCUGAACCUUCGAAAGAACAAAGACUCGGCUGAAACGAUAUUGUGGCCCCUUCAGUGA